AUGUAUUUCAGUCUCGCACGGUCUCACAUUGGAACCUCAACUGGGGUCAAUAGGGUUCCUUCGGUGUCCGCGGACGGGGAGUGGACCACACGGAGCGGUAUCAGAAAGCGGGACUUGGCGGAUUCCGCCAACCAUCUUCGACAGCGGAUCAACUUCCCUCCGCUGAAGGAUCUCCGUCGGUCUAAACUCGCCCCGAGUCUGCCAUAUAAAUACAUGAAACCGAAAGCGGCAUUCGUUGGGGCUUCCGGAGCUACACUGAGUCAUGUGCUAGCAUGGACAUUACUGGCGGGCCAUCGCGCCGCUGCCCUCGUCCGGGAUGGAUCCAAACUCAGAAAGGUCUUGUCAGAUCUUGGCGUAUCUAACGAGAUUGUCGAGUCACAACUCAUCGUCACAGAAGGUUCAUCCCGUGAUGUGAAGACGAUAGUUAGGCUUCUUCGCAGCGAUCCUGAACUCAUCUUCAGUGGUAUUACAAGUCUUCCCAAAUUCUCAAUUAAUCCAUUCCGCCCAAUUGGCAUGCAGGAUGCCACCAUCACGGGAGACUCUGCUAUUGCAAUAAUUAAUGCUCUCCGUGAGCUGAGGUCCACAGGCAGAAUCUCAAAUUCGCCCCUAUACAUACCGAUAUCGUCGACUGGUCACGGCUCGCAGCGAGAUCAGCCUCUUCUAUUGAUUCCACUGUACUUGUGGCUCCUGCCAAUCGCCCAGGAGGACACUGCCGUUUUGGAGAAGGUUGUACGUGAAGCAGCCAACGAAGCUGAUUCGCCUCUUGGUGGCUACGUUAUGCUACGAGCGCCGCUGUUGACUCAUGGUAAAAUGAAAGGGCGUGAAUCUGUCCGAGUAGGUUGGAUCUGGGAGGAUGAGGUCUUCAAGAACCAAUAUGAGGAGGAGCAGGGUAUCAAGAUUGGAUGGACUAUUAGUCGGCUGGACUUGGCAAAGUGGAUGUUUGAAGAGCUUGUUCAAGGAGAUGCUUACAAGUGGAAAGGGAAAUGCGUCUACCUUACAUACUAG
Messenger RNA from Aspergillus udagawae, 1005 nucleotides. RefSeq lists its product as uncharacterized. Bases 1 to 1005 code for a protein of 334 amino acids. Lineage: Eukaryota; Fungi; Ascomycota; Eurotiomycetes; Eurotiales; Aspergillaceae. The record is from RefSeq and is a predicted model, not a curated record. The transcript is spliced from 3 exons.